GUAACAAGCUAGCACCUUUGUUUACAAGCUGCAGUGGCUCCUCAAGCUACAUGGCCUUGGUAGUUUGCUAGCGAGGUCUAACGUUAUGUCAAGUUCUUUAGCUAGAUAUAUAUGUGGAUCAGUGGAGGCUCCUCAGAGGAGUAAGGGGAGGACCAUCCUCAGUGAAUUUCAGAAAAAUAAAAACAGUGAAACAGAAAACGAUACAAAAUAUAUGAAUGUGACCAAAUAAUUGAUUUAAAACACACUGUUUUGCAAUGACGCGCUACAGUAGCCUCAACCGCAAUCUCUGGGAUAGCACCAUGGUGUAUGCGGAGGACCGCUAGUUUCCUUUCUCCUCUGGGUACAUUGACUUCAAUACAAAACGUGAGGCUCAUGGUUCAUACUCCCUUUCAAAGGCUUAUACAGUAACUAUGAUGACGUCCGGCUCGAACCUAUCAGAGCUCUUGUAGCAUGAACUGACAUGUUGUCCUCUCAAAGGAUCAGAUAUUGAAUCUAGUACUGAAAGCAUAAGCUAAAGUUAGCUAGUAGCACUGCAGUGCAUAAAAUGUGGUGAGUAAGUUAGUUGACUCAGAGAGACAAUAGUUGAACAGUUUGGAACAAAUUAAUUGAUUAAAAAAUGAAGAAGCAAGAGGGAGAGAGCACUAGCUAUCUUUUGUAUUUGCUUAACUUUCACUUACUUAGUUAGCGUAAGCAGCUAGCUCGUUUAGCCUACUCAAACAGAGAGGGGUGCUAUGUUAGCUAGCUGGCCAAGGCUAUCCAACACUGGAACUCUUCCAAGUCAAGCACUAUGAAUCAUAAUGAUCUGACAACUGUUCCAUACCUUGGAGAAGUUACCCCAAACAUCACAACACUCUCAUUGGUCCACAACCGGAUCUCGGAGCUGUGGAUGCAUCAGCUGCAUCCAUACAUCUCCUUGGAGACACUUGACCUGUCAUCUAACUCCAUCUCAGAGAUCAAGGCUGGAGCCUUCCCACUCAUGCAGCUGAAAUACUUGAAUUUAAGCAAUAACAAGAUCAGUGUCCUUGAACCUGGCUGCUUUGACAACAUCUCCAGCUCCCUGCUGGUUCUGAAGCUGAACAGGAACAGAAUAACACUGCUACCAUACAAAGUGUUCAGGCUUCCCCAGCUGCAGUUCCUGGAAUUAAAGCGCAACAAGAUCAAGAUGGUGGACAGCCUGACCUUCAAAGGGAUGGACUUACUGAAAUCACUGAAGAUGCAGCGGAAUGGCAUCACAAAGCUGAUGGAUGGCGCUUUCUUUGGGCUCAACAACAUGGAGGAGCUAGAGCUGGAGCACAACAAUUUGACGGAGGUCAACAAAGGCUGGCUGUAUGGUCUGCACAUGCUGCAUGUUCUGCGGGUCAACCAGAACACCAUCAGCAUCAUCCGACCAGACGCCUGGGAGUUCUGCCAAAAGCUGGAGGAGCUAGAUCUGUCCUUCAACCACCUCACCCGGUUGGAGGAGACCGCGUUCAUUGGACUGGGCCUUCUGGAGAACCUGAACCUAGGAGAGAAUACCAUCAGCCACCUGGGAGAGGGAGUCUUCAGCAGUCUGGCCAAUCUGCGCUCACUAGACAUACGGAAUAAUGAGAUCUCUUGGGCCAUUGAGGAUUCCAUUGGUGUGUUUGUUGGAAUGAAGAAGCUGAACACAUUGAUUCUACAGCGGAACAAGAUUAAAUCUAUCACAAAGGAAGCCUUUGAGAGUCUGGAGGAACUAGAGCACUUGGACCUGAGCAAGAAUGGGAUCAUGUCCAUCCACCCUGAUUCGUUGUCUCACAUGAACUUAAAAGUGUUUUUUCUGAACACUAGCAGCCUGCUGUGUGACUGCCAACUGCAAUGGCUGGGCCCAUGGUUGACUGACAACCGCUUCCUGCAGUCUGUCUCCGCUAUGUGUGCUCACCCUGCCAGCCUGCUGGGCCGUAACGUCCUGUCUGUCAGCCUGGAGGAGCUGGUCUGUGAUGACUUCCCAAAGCCCCGGAUCACUGACCACCCUGAGACCGCCACCGCCCUGCGUGGGACCAAUGUGACUCUGAGCUGCCUGGCUUCAAGCAGCAGUGACUCCCCCAUGGCCACGGCCUGGAGGAAGGACGGGGAGGUGCUGUACGAUGCAGAGGUGCAGAAUUACGCCCGCUACCAGGAGGGAAAGCUGUUCUACACCACCGUGCUGCAUCUCCUCAACGUCAACUUCACAGACGAGGGACGCUACCAGUGUGUUGUCUCGAACCACUUUGGCUCUAACUACUCCAACAGGGCCAAGCUCACAGUCAAUGAGCUGCCAUCCUUUCUGAAGACUCCGAUGGACCUGACCAUCCGCACGGGCACCAUGGCCAGGCUGGAGUGUGCUGCCGAGGGUCACCCAUCCCCCCAGAUCGCCUGGCAGAAAGACGGGGGCACAGACUUCCCUGCUGCCCGGGAGAGAAGGAUGCACGUCAUGCCAGACGAUGACAUCUUCUUCAUUGCCAAUGUAAAGACGGAGGAUAUGGGGGUGUACAGCUGCACAGCCCAGAACGCUGCAGGGAGCCUUUCUGCCAACGCUACACUCACUGUGCUAGAAACUCCGUCCUUCAUGCGUCCCCUGAAGGACAGGGCGGUAGCUCGUGGGGAGACGGCAGUGCUCCAGUGUAUCGCAGGCGGAAGCCCAGCACCCCGCCUCAACUGGACCAAGGAUGACGGGCCCCUGGUCCUCACCGAGCGACACUUCUUCGCCGCCGCCAACCAGCUCCUCAUCAUCGUGGACGCGGGGUGGGCGGACACAGGGAAGUACACGUGCAUCAUGUCCAACACGCUGGGCACGGAGCGCGGCCACAUCUACCUCAGCGUGUUACCCUCUCCCAACUGUGACACUGCGGGCGGCUACGACCAGGAUAGCUGGAACACGGUGGGCAUCGUUGUGAUCGUGGUAGUCUGCUGCGUGGUGGGCACCUCGCUAGUCUGGGUCAUCGUCAUCUACCACAUGCGAAGGAAGAGCGAGGACUACAGCAUCACCAACUCAGAUGAGAUGAACCUGCCGGUAGACAUCCCCAGCUACCUGUCCUCUCAGGGAACGCUGUCUGAGCCUCAGGAGGGAUACAGCAACUCUGAAGCAGGGAGCCACCAGCAGCUCUUGCCACCACUGUCCAACGGCUACGUCCACAAGGGAACUGGCUACGUCCACAAGGGAACUGACGGUGUGUGCUCCAGUGACACAGGCAGCGAGGUGGACACCGAGGCCAACGGGAUGCUGCACUGCCGUGUGGGCUCUCUGUUCACGGGACAAAGCAGCUUCCAUCCUGGGCAGCCCUGCGAGGGACUGGCUGGGGUGUCGACAGGUGGUGCAGGGCCGCUGGUCAUCUGCUCGGACUGCUACGACAACGCUAACAUGUACUCUCGGACCCGGGAGUACUAUGCCUGCCUGGCCGAGGAUGACCCCCUGGACAAGGGUCUCUCUGGCAUCAUAGCCCACCUUCCCAAGGAGCCCUAUGGGGAGCAGCGAGGCCAGCAUGAGGACACAGCCCUGGAGAGCCUCAUCAACAACCAGGACUCCUCAGUCUUCCUCACCAGCCACAACUCCUCAGUCUUCCUCACCAAGAGGCUGAGCAAAGCCCUCUGGCCCCCAGAACAACACUACAGCACCGAUGUUCCCCCCAGGUCGUUUUGGGGCGAAGGGGAGGACUUGUCUACAGUGCCCCAACCAGGUCUGUCACAGCAGCCAGUGACGCUGCACCCAACUCCCUAUGCAUCUUCAGUUGCUGAGGGAGGGGAGGAGAGGAGUGUGGAGGUGGAGCUCUCCCUUCCCCAGAGCACACAGUACCACAGAAGUGCCUCUUAUAGGACUACGUCUCAGGAGCACAUCCAAGCCCCCACAUAAAGCUCAGCCCCCUUCCCUAUACACACUGCCAUCCUCUCUCACUGGGUCCUCUUCUUUAGCCACUACCUCCAAAAAGACCACUCUGCCAAAAAUGCUUUCAUGUAUAUUUAGAUUAUUUCAGUCACGCAGAGAAUAUUUGCUCCUAUGAUUUUGAAAAAGGACCAUAUCUAGGGCUUGAGAACUGAACAGGUGAAUGACGCCCCCUGAUUCCCUCCACCUCCCCUUCCUCCCCCUCAUUCUAGAGGAAGCUAUGAAUGUAUGUGUCAAAGAGCCAUGUUGGAUGCUGCCAUUUUGACUUUUAAGAUGUCAGACAUUUGAACGUGCUCUCACGACAUACUGUCUGGAAGGUGGAAUGGCAGCAGUGUUGAUGGAUGCCCCAGUUGUUGUGCUUUUUGCUUGCAGAUGCCACAUUCUUGGUAAAGUCUUGUUGGAGCAACCUUAGUGAUUUAAUUUAAAAGUCCAGGACAUAGCUUCCUCUCGUCCAGGACUAGAGGGGUCAAAGAGACCCCAGUUGUUUCUUGUUCAGCAGUGAAUGGUACAUACCUAUAGGAUCACUGAAUGAAUCCCUCUAGCCAUCUGUAUUGAAUGUAAUCGUCUACUAUUAUGCAAACCCAGGGACAAUAGCCCUAGAUGUGUGUGAGAUAUAAUUUUCCGCUAUUAUCUAUGUCUCUUAAGCUAAGAUUGUUUUGCCUUGGGUCAAAUAGAGGCAGUCGUAAUAGAGGCAGUCGUUGCUCAUGUUUUGUUUCGUAUGAAAACACACUAUCCAAGCAAAGAAAAUAUUGGGUAUUGCACAUAAUUUUGACAAUCAUGGUUCAGGUGGCCUUUUUUUAAUGGCCAUCUUUCAGAUGGUUUUCAACCGGCAUUCUCAGUAACCCUCCAUCAGGUAACCCUAUGGUUUCUAAUCACAUAUGCACUGAUCAUCAUUUCCUCUCAAAAGGUUAUUUUACAGGCACUUACCUCAUACUUGGUGUGUUUUAUUAUGCAGUAUGCCAUUUUAGAUUCCUAAUUGAUAAUAUAUGCCUUUACCCCCAAUUUCAUCAACCCUAGAUACUGGCCAGAUUUAACCUUGGGACUGUGAAGAAUGUAUUGUAUGGAUUUAAACAUUUGUCUUUUCACAACUACAUCCCUCAAACCCUAAGAAGGUAGUUGGAAUUAUUUUUGUCCUGACCUGCAGUAAGUUAGAUUUGGUUUUGUGUGUAUGUCAGAAUGUUUGUAGUCACUCCAGGGUGAUUCCUAACUUGACUUCCGCAACAUUGUGGAAAGCAUGUAGAUCUCAAGUCAGGAUUUGGCCCAAAAUGUUGGUACAAAUUUAAUCUAGCUAAAACCAAGUUGUUUAAUAAGGGUUGUUUUUCAUUUAAAUCACACCUGUUUCCUUUGCUCAAAUAAAAGAACAAUCAUUUUGGCAAUGGAACAUAGAUACUUCAGAAUAAGAUGUAGAUGUGUGAAGGCUAUACAAACAAAGAUAGUACAUGAACAUUGCCCUGACAGGUUUGGUUGAAUCUGUCCUUUAGUCAUUCUUUUUCACCUUUUGAAAUCUCACAAUUAUUGCACUUCCGAUUCAGCAAAACAUGAUUGCAUUUCCUCUCUCGUGCACACUUUCAUUGCUGGUUUCUUUUACGUGUAUGUCAACUACUAUGCUUUUAUUCCUGCCUCUACCAUGUUGACAGUUAUACAUCUCCAUGUAGGAUUGUUUCUUAUGUUACACAAUGCAUUCAUGCUAAAAUCGUAGCUUUUUGAUAAGACAUUCCGUGUGACUUUGCAUGAUAAUGCAUCUGGUACAUUUUUGUAUUUUGAGUUUGAUCAAAAAGGACUCCUUUUGUCAAUGUUGCAGUUGGUCUCAAACUGUUCUUUGUCUCUGGUACGUGACUUACAAAAUUUGCACAUGAAUCUUGUACACAAUUGAUUUUUGUUGUGGCUUCUUUUCAAAAGUCCAUGGUUUUGAAGUUCUAUAAACCAGGUCAUCCCCUGUAUACCAAAAUAAAUCAUUCCAACCCCAUGCCACUGGAUUCAAUAUUGGCAUGAAUAGAGCUAAUACACAGAUUGCAUUUUCUGCUGGAUAAUUAAAGCAUUUCAAUUCAAGGUAGUAAUUGUUGCCGAUAGCUUAAUCACUUUUUUCCCCCUUUUUAACGCACUCCAUGCAUCCGGUAGAAACAGUUCUCUAAACCGAGUCCAUUAUGGGUUUGCUCUACUGAAUGUUGGAUUUUAUAUUGAACAAAAAUAUAAAAGCAACAUGCAACAAUUUCAAUGAUUUUACUGGGUUACAGUUUAUAGAAGGAAAUCAGUCAAUUGAAAUAAGUUAACUAGGCCCUAAUUUUAAGGCUUUCACUUGACUGGGCAGGGGUGCAGCUAUGGGUGGGCCUGUGAGAGCAUAGGCCCACCCACUGGCUGGGCCUGGCUCCCCAAUCAGCCAGAUGUGGAGGUCCUGGGCUGGUGUGGUUACACGUGGUCUGCGGUUGUGUGGCCGGUUGAAAGUACUGCCAAAUUCUCUAAAGUGACAUUGGAGGCAUCUUAUGGUAUAGAAAUUAACAUUCAAUUAUCUGCCAACAGCUCUGUUGGACAUUCCUGCAGUCGGCAUGCCAAUUGCACGCUCCCUCAAAUUGAGACAUCUGUGGCAUUGUGUUGUGACACAACUGAACAUUUUAGCGGCCUUUUAAUAUCCCCAGCACAAGGUGCACCUGUGUAAUCAUGCUAUUUAAUCAGCUUCUUGACAUGCCACACCUGUCAAGUGGAUGGAUUAUCUUGGCAAAUAAUAAAUGCUCACUAACUGGGAUGUAAACAAAUUUGUGCACAGAAUUUGAGAGAAAUUCGCUUUUUGUGCAUAUGGGAAAUUUCUGGGAUCUUUUUAUUUCAGCCAAUGAAAAAUGACACUACAUGUUGUGGUUAUUUUUGUUCAGUGUAUAUAUGGAUUUGUAUGGUGAUUGUUCUUUUCUAAUGGGAGCUCAACUAUGUCCACAUGACAUGCAUUUGUGUUUAAAACCAACUUUUUUUUACCAACACAUCUUUAUCUUUGCUUUGUAUUACUCUAUCUUGUUUUUUUUCUCUUUAUACCAAAGUUUCUUUAGUAAUGCUCUGGCAAUAUUUAAAAUGCUGCUUGUUUUCUGUGUUAUCAAAGUUUUGCAUUUUGUUGUCAAGUGUGUUUUUGUAUCUUGACUACUUGUAUAUUCUGUAAAGAACAUUUGUUUCUUGAUAUGUAGCUGUCAUUAAAACAAUCACAAAUGUGA
Messenger RNA from Salvelinus fontinalis (brook trout), 7065 nucleotides. RefSeq names its product leucine-rich repeats and immunoglobulin-like domains protein 2. Bases 788 to 3844 code for a protein of 1018 amino acids. The record is from RefSeq and is a predicted model, not a curated record. NCBI's taxonomy places the organism in Eukaryota, Metazoa, Chordata, Actinopteri, Salmoniformes, Salmonidae. Gene Ontology annotation, molecular function: protein binding. The transcript has 17 exons.